Molecule: messenger RNA, 1802 nt
Organism: Phlebotomus argentipes
Lineage: Eukaryota; Metazoa; Arthropoda; Insecta; Diptera; Psychodidae
Product: zinc finger protein 37 homolog
Exons: 1
Coding region: 420-1688 (422 amino acids)
Source: RefSeq, a predicted model, not a curated record
GAGAGAGAGAAAACCAUCAGCAGUUGCAGCCACUCGAGCACGAAGCGAAGAAAGGCAUUUGCAAUGGAGUGCGAAGCAGAAAGCCGCCGAGAGAGAUUUUCUCUCGGGCAGACGUGAAGAAAAUCUGACAUUUUCACCUGAUUUACUCUCAAUAUUUAACCCUUCACAUUUGCUUGUUCCUUAUUAAGAUGGAAAAUUCAUUUGGAACUUGAUUUUACGCUCAAAGACUGAGAUUUCGCUCAAUUUAGGCUAAUCUCAUCGCUCUAGUUUGCAGUCUCAAGUCUGUUUUAAAUAAAAGAAUUAACCCUAUGUUGAGGCAAUAAAAAAGAACAAUAUUAAGAAGACCAAUAUAAACCAUCAAUAGCGAAAGGAAUAUUUAAAACCCAAAUACGCGCCAUUAUUCGACCAGUUGAAAGGUCAUGCCAGUUAGUCCUUAUGUCAAUAUGCUCAUUUCUCGUCCUGCCAUCAAAGCGAAGGGACGCGCUGCUGUCAGUGUUGUUAGUAAAAGGGGUAAAAGGUUUUCUUUGUCUUCCUACAAACACGAAGUAAAUGCAAAAAACGUUCUUAUAUCACAAAUAAUGGAAGGAUUGCAAGUAAAAGAAAUGAGUGAGAAGAGUAACGUUUGCUGCCACAAAUGCAGAGAUCAAUUCCAAGAGGCGGCGGAACUACGAAACUACCAGGAAAAUGCGCACAAUUUCUACAGAUGCAAAUCUUGCGGUCUAGAAGAGACUUCCGUGACGGAGUUCGAGUUUCAUCUUCAGACUCACGGAGGAUUUAAGCUGUUCAAGUGCUUCACAUGUCAGGAAAUGUUCUCUUUCCUUCACGAGCUCAACAAUCAUCUGGCCAGUCACUUGGCGGAGCAGGAAUCGCCGGCGAGGGAGGAAGAAUGCCUCGAGACGCAGAUCGAGUUAGAGGAAGAGAUGAAGACGGAACCCGAGGAAGAAUAUUUCGAGCAUUCUUCGAGAGAAAGUGAAAUUGAGGACCAGAAUGCCGAAGAAGAGCCUCUGGAGAUCGAAGAGCCAGAAAAAGCAGCUAAAAAACAAGAUUUGAGCAUUGGGAAAAGUGUUUUUUCUGUGAAAAAGCGAAAAAUGCACAAAUGCACACAGUGUCCUUACUCCUGUGACUGCAUUAGUCAGUUGAAGCGUCACUUGCAGACGCACAGCAAUGCUCAUCCUUUUAAAUGCACCCUUUGUGAAAAAACAUACGGAUAUAAAUCAAGUUUGCACCAUCAUAUGCAGACACACUGCAAGGAAAAGAACCACAAUCCCUGUCCCGAAUGCGGGAAAGUCUUCUCAACGCCAAAAUAUAUGAAAUUGCACCUUAAGACACACAAUCCGGAGAGGAUGUUUGCGUGUGACUGGAACUUUUGCAAAUACAGGACACACAAUAGUUCGCACUUGAAAAGGCAUCGUCGGACUCACACAGGAGAGAAUCCGUUCAAAUGCGAGUUCUGCAAUUCCAAAUUCAAUACUAAAGAUGAAAUGAAGCGUCAUAUCAGUUACAUUCAUGAGCCCCGCACUAUUCCUUGCACGCGUUGCAAAAAGAACUUCGCUACUAGCCUUGAUCUGAAACAGCACGUCCAGCGGAAGCACAAAAAGAAGACGAUUCCCUGCCCAAUGUGCGACAAGAAGUUUGGAGUUCAGGGAGAUUUAACCAAACAUAUAAAACACUGUCAAAUUACAGUAUAAAGCGACAAGAAGAACCAUUUCAACAAUGUAGAAUUAAGUUGUGAAAAGAGAAAAUGAUGUUUUCCAAUAAUAUCCAAAAUAAUUUAAAUUCGUAUUGUAAAAGAGACUAAUUUA